AUGGUCGCUGAACGCACGUUCCUCUUCACGUCCGAGUCGAUCUCGGACGCCGUCCUUGAUGCGUGCGUCGCCCAGGACCCCAACUCGCGCGUCGCUUGCGAGACGUGCGCCAAGACGGGCAUGGUCAUGAUCUUCGGUGAGAUCACGACCCGCGCCACGAUCAACUACGAGGCGGUCAUCCGCGAGGCCAUCAAGGCCAUCGGCUACGACGACCCGGCCAAGGGCCUUGACUACAAGUCGUGCAACGUCAUCGUUGCCAUUGAGCAGCAGUCGCCCGAGAUCGGUGCCGCCGUCGACGGCGCCAAGGACGAAGACAUUGGUGCUGGUGACCAGGGUAUCAUGUUCGGCUACGCCACGGACGAGACGCCCGAGCUCAUGCCCUUGACGCACGUCCUCGCCACGCAGCUCGGCGCCCGCCUCACCGAAGUGCGCAAGAACGGCACGCUCGACUGGGUCCGCCCGGACGGCAAGACGCAGGUCACGAUCGAGUACAAGCAGGACAACGGCCGCAUGAUCCCGCAGCGCGUGCACACGGUCGUCAUCUCGACGCAGCACAGCCCCGAGGUCUCGAACGAGCAGAUCGCCGCCGACCUCAUGACGCACGUCAUCACGCCGGUCAUCCCGGAGCAGUUCCUUGACGACAAGACCGUCUACCACUUGAACCCGUCGGGGCGCUUCGUCAUUGGCGGUCCCCACGGUGACGCCGGCCUCACGGGCCGCAAGAUCAUCAUCGACACGUACGGCGGCUGGGGCGCCCACGGCGGUGGUGCCUUCUCGGGCAAGGACUCGACCAAGGUCGAUCGCUCGGCCGCCUACGCUGCUCGCUGGGUCGCCAAGAACCUCGUCCACCACGGCCUCUGCAAGCGCGUCAUCGUGCAGCUCUCUUACGCCAUCGGUGUCUCGCACCCGCUCUCGAUCCACAUUGACUCGUACGGCACGGUCAAGGAGGGCGUGACCGACGACGACCUUGUCGAGAUCGUCAACAAGAACUUCGACCUCCGCCCCGGUUGCAUCCAGCGCGACCUCAAGCUCAAGCGCCCGGUCAUGCAGAAGACGGCCGCCUACGGCCACUUCGGCCGCGACCACGAGGACUUCACGUGGGAGACGAUCAAGGAGCUCAAGCUCUAA
Messenger RNA from Saprolegnia parasitica CBS 223.65, 1128 nucleotides. Its product is annotated as S-adenosylmethionine synthase. NCBI's taxonomy places the organism in Eukaryota, Oomycota, Saprolegniomycetes, Saprolegniales, Saprolegniaceae. Bases 1 to 1128 code for a protein of 375 amino acids. The transcript is spliced from 2 exons. Gene Ontology annotation, cellular component: cytosol. Gene Ontology annotation, biological process: S-adenosylmethionine biosynthetic process. Gene Ontology annotation, molecular function: methionine adenosyltransferase activity; ATP binding. The record is from RefSeq and is a predicted model, not a curated record.